UGACCAUGCAUAUUGAAUGAACACGUGUCAUUAUCCCAUUCACAUAGUGUUUGGUCAUCUUCGAGCUCCAAAGGCAAGCUUUCCUUCCAGUUCCACAAUAGUCAGAGACAUAGAAUUCGAGCUCCACUCUCUGCAAUAACAAUGGCCGCUGUAGCUCAAAUCUCUGCCUCUCUUUCCGUUUCAAUCCGAGAUGCAUGCGCUUUUAGCCCAGCACCAAUUCCUUCAAGGCCUUCUCUUUCCAACUUCGCCCAAACAAGGUCCUUCUUUGCAACCGGGUCUCCACUUGUACUAAGGAGGACUUCUUGUCAAAGGAAAUAUGCUGCAAGCAAAGCAACACCAUUUUCAAUCAAAUGUGAACAAAGUACUCAGGAGAGUGGCUUGGAUGUAUGGCUAGGUCGGUUCGCCAUGAUUGGCUUUGCAGUCGCUAUUAGUGUUGAGAUAGCAACAGGAAAGGGGCUUUUGGAGAAUUUCGGGCUCUCGAGUCCACUGCCUACUGUUGCAUUGGCUGUUACUGCACUAGUGGGAGUUCUAACAGCAGUUUUCAUCUUCCAAUCCGCCUCCAAAAAUUGAUCAUACUUGAUAGCUUUGCAUUAUUUGUAUAGUUAGUAACUCUGAAUUAUACUUUCAAGUUACAUUUUGUAUUAUUAAUUUUCCCUAUGAGCAUCAAUACUUGAGUAUAUACAUUGGUGAUGAAAUCUUUAAUUCAUUUACCUCUCUAGAAUGAUUUUCACUUGAAUUUUUCUGUUGACUCUUGCUUAACCAAUGAUAUGGUAUUUUGGUA
Molecule: messenger RNA, 781 nt
Organism: Cannabis sativa
Lineage: Eukaryota; Viridiplantae; Streptophyta; Magnoliopsida; Rosales; Cannabaceae
Product: stress enhanced protein 1, chloroplastic
Exons: 4
Coding region: 142-570 (142 amino acids)
Biological process (GO): cellular response to high light intensity
Source: RefSeq, a predicted model, not a curated record